UAAAGGAGCCGCAGAGAGCGAAAGAAAGUCCGUUAAAGUGAGUUUAUCACAGCAGCCCGGAGGAUUUAAUGAGCGGAGACGCCAGUCAGACCGUGCUGGACGUGAGAUGACUCGACAGUCGGGGAAUAAACUAGCGAAAUGUUAAGAAAUUGACAGAAGCCAUGUCCAAAGAUUAGGAAGCCAGCGGACAGGAAUGGCUUUUUUUUUUCGUGUUUCUGUAUAAGAUAAUGAAAGUUUGCUACGCUUUAUUCGGAUAGAAACCUACCUUUUGACAGUUUCUUUUUUAAAAGUAAAAUUCCCCACAUUAUGUACGCGACAGUGCUAAAGAAGAACCACUGGACGUUCAGAGUGAAGGAGUCGUCGGUGUUUAAAGACGCUCGCGGGGAACUGAACGUGCCGCUGCGCGGCGGAGCCGAGCACGGGGAGUUCGCCUACAUCGGGGAACUUAACGAGGAUGUGGUGGCUUACAAAAGUGGAACAUUAUCGAGCGGGGAACUGCUGCUGGAAGUAGAGAACCUAUCGAUAUCUGGAUUACCUCUUUACGACGUGCAGACAGUGAUAAAGAACUGCAAAGGUGCCGUCAGGUUGAAAACUGUAGGACAAGGAAGCAAGUUGAACAAGGACCUGAGACACUUCCUGAGCCAGCGCUUCCAGAAGCUCUCCCCUGAUCACGAGCUGCAGCAGACUAUCCGAGACAAUCUCUACCGCCAUGCCAUGCCUUGUACAACCCGCACCCCACGUGAAGGAGAAGUUCCUGGUGUAGACUACAACUUUCUCUCUGUGGAGGACUUUCUGGAGUUGCAAAAGAGUGGAACCUUGUUGGAGAUAGGAACUUAUGAAGGUAACUAUUAUGGGACACCCAAACCACCAGUGCAACCCCCUGGUGGGAAAGUGAUUAGCAGUAGCAGCGGUGAUGCCCCACUGCCAGACAGGCUCAGCGGUAGCCUGCAGGGCUCGCAGAACUCCACUCCCAAACGCACCAAGUCCUACAAUGAUAUGCACAAUGCUGGAAUAGGGCCUGGCGAGCUGCAGCAGGAGGACGACGAGGACCUCCCUGACAUGUACAGUAGCCUUACAGGUAUGUGUUCAUAUGUGUCAUAUGUGUCCAUUACUGUUACACCAGUAAUGGACAAUGAUAAAGCAGACAGAGAUAUUGUCAUGCCAGCAUACCAGAUGAGAUUUGUGACCAUGUGUUACUGUCACCUCCAAGUAAUGAUAUUUGCAUCUGCUGUGUUUGUUCUGCUUAGCCAUAAUACAAAGACAACCUCUUGGAUAGACCCUCGGUGCCUGGACAAGCCUCAGAAACCACUGGAAGAAAGUGAAGAUGACGAAGGAGUACAUACAGAGGAGCUUGACAAUGACCUUGAACUUCCUCCAGGAUGGGAGAAAAUAGAUGAUCCAGUCUACGGGGUCUACUAUGUUGAUCAUAUCAACAGGAAAACCCAGUAUGAGAAUCCAGUGCUGGAGGCUAAGAGGCGUAGGCAGCUGGACCAGCCGCCUCAGCAGCCUCAGCCCCAGAGCCAGCAGCCACCUGAAGAGUGGAUCGAGGAUUCAACAUUGCCAGGACCUCCCAUGGCCAGCUAUGCUACCAACCACCAGGAGACCUACAGGGACCCUCAGACAGGACCCACAGUGGCCAGUGCUAUGGGACAAAAACGUGGGAAGCCUUUCUUUACACGGAACCGAUCCGAACUGAAGGGGACUUUUAUUAAUACCAAGCUGAAAAAGAGUCGUAGAGGGUUUGGUUUCACUGUUGUUGGAGGCGAUGAGCCAGAUGAGUUCCUGCAGAUCAAGAGCCUGGUCCUGGAUGGUCCUGCUGCUCUUGAUGGCAAGAUGGAGACAGGUGAUGUCAUCGUGAGCGUCAAUGAUACGUGUGUGCUUGGCUACACACAUGCCCAAGUUGUGAAGAUCUUCCAGUCCAUCCCAAUUGGCUCAAUGGUUAACUUGGAGCUCUGUCGUGGCUACCCACUUCCCUUUGACCCAGAUGACCCCAACACCAGCCUAGUUACCUCAGUAGCUAUUCUCGACAACAAAGACCCCAUCAUUGUUAACGGCCAGGAGGUGUCAAACAGCUAUGACUCUCCAUCUAGCCACAACAGUCAGAAUACCAACAGUGGUUCAGCCAAUGGCACAGCACCCCUCAAUGGCCUCCCUCGACCCCAAAGCCCCUCUGUAGAGGCAGCUUCCGAUACCUCAUCCCAACAUGGUUAUCCCAGCGAUGUGGUCACUCUAGCCUCAUCCAUUGCCACACAGCCAGAGCUUAUCACUGUACAUAUGGAGAAAGGUGACAAAGGCUUCGGCUUCACCAUUGCUGACAGUCCUGGAGGCGGAGGGCAGAGAGUGAAGCAGAUUGUGGACUACCCACGCUGCCGUGGCCUCAAGGAGGGUGACAUCAUUGUUGAGGUCAACAAGAGAAAUGUGCAGAACAUGUCUCAUAACCAGGUGGUAGACCUGCUCAGCAAGUGUCCCAAAGGCAGUGAGGUCACCAUGCUGGUGCAGAGAGGAGUAGCACCUGCAAAGAAGAGCCCAAAGCUGCAGCAGUUGUCAAGGAAGGACAGUCAGAACAGCUCCCAGCAUAGUGUGUCCAGCCACAGGAGCACCCACACAGACUCACCUGUGCACACGUCCUUGGCACCUCCUCUCAACGAGAGUGGUGCUCCCCCACCACCCUCACAGCCGCUUCCAGGCCUGCCGCCACUGGAAUCCCCUGCAGACGGAACUAUCCAGAGAAAACCUGACCCCUUUAAGAUCUGGGCCCAGUCUAGGAGCAUGUAUGAAAGUAGGCUGCCAGACUUCCAGGACCAGGAUAUUUUCCUUUGGAGGAAGGACACGGGUUUUGGCUUUAGAAUCCUUGGGGGAAACGAGCCAGGAGAGCCGAUUUACAUUGGCCACAUAGUGAAGUAUGGUGCAGCCGACGAGGAUGGCCGCCUGCGAUCUGGAGAUGAACUGAUAUGUGUGGAUGGCACGCAAGUGGUUGGCAAGUCACACCAACUGGUGGUGCAACUGAUGCAGCAGGCUGCCAAGCAGGGCCACGUUAACCUCACUGUUCGACGAAAAACUAGCUAUGCCGUUAAAGCAGAGGGAGAUGCACCUCCGUCACCAGCAUCUUCUCACCACAGCAGCACCCAGGCACCCAGCCUAAUGGAGGAGAUCGGAAAGCGCACCCCGCAGGGCAGCCAGAACUCUCUGAACACUGUCAGCUCUGGCAGCGGCUCCACCUCUGGCAUUGGCAGUGGUGGAGGUGGCGGAGGAGCCGGUGGCAGUGGCAAUGCAGUUGCGGCGGCAGCUGCCACCACCUCUUCUCAGCCUCUCAACACUUCCGCAUCUGCCUCCUCCACUGCCUUGCAGCCAUAUGACGUGGAGAUCCGCCGUGGAGAGACUGAAGGAUUUGGUUUCGUGAUUGUCUCAUCUGUGUCACGGCCUGAGGCGGGCACCACCUUCGCUGGCAAUGCGUGUGUGGCCAUGCCUCACAAAAUAGGACGCAUCAUUGAGGGGAGCCCAGCAGACCGCUGUGGGAAGCUGAAAGUUGGUGACCGUAUCCUGGCAGUUAAUGGAUGCUCCAUCACCAACAAGUCCCACUCGGACAUCGUCAACCUCAUCAAAGAGGCCGGCAACACCGUCACACUACGCAUCAUUCCUGGAGACGAAUCAUCGAAUGCAUCCUUGUUGACCAAUGCAGAGAAGAUUGCCACUAUAACCACAACUCACACAUCUCAGCAACAGGCUGCAACCGAGCCCAGGAACAACACCAAACCAAAACAGGAAUCUUUUGAAUUUAAAGCUGCACAAGCUCCGCCGCCACAGCUCUCGACACAAGUCUUGUCACAGGAUUCUGAAUUCUACUCAGUGGACCUGGAGCGAGACAACAAAGGCUUUGGCUUCAGCCUACGGGGAGGAAGAGAAUACAACAUGGACCUGUACGUGCUGAGGCUGGCUGAAGACGGAGCGGCUGUACGCAAUGGCAAGAUGAGGGUUGGCGAUGAAAUCUUGGAGAUCAACGGCGAAAGCACCAAGGACAUGAAGCACGCGCGAGCCAUUGAACUCAUUAAGAGCGGAGGCCGACGAGUCCACCUGGUGCUCAAGAGGGGUGACGGCUCUGUGCCUGAAUAUGGUGGGUCAAUCUAUGAAAACAUUCCCUUCUCCCCCAUCUUCACGCCCUGAGCACAUUGGACGGUGGUGGGUCGUGGGAAAAAGAACUAAUUCAGCAGGACUCUUCACCCAUCCCUGGGACAAUCUCACCAGGGAGGAGGGGAGUUAGUCUUGGUGUCUUUCUGGUGGAGGAGGAUCCUUGGCUUUGGGCUUUGGGGAGCAGGGGUAGAGCUUGGUCUUGUGGGUACUGCUGCCCCUCCUGCUGUCAACUGCUCGUUUCCAUGUCAUCCAGCUGUCACUUUUCACCUUCUUCCAUUGAGCAAAGCACACUGCUGGGACUUUUGCAGAAAGGUGGUGGGGUCUUCUGCGCUACAUGAAAUAGAAACUGUCAACAGUCAACAAAAUCAGCAUGGUUAGAAGGAAUGCUGAUGCUUUCACACCCUCAUUAAGACUAGUAACUAGUUUGUGGUUAUGUAGAAGAAAAGAAAAAACUUGAUCUAUUGCAUCCUGUGAUAAAGUGGGAAACUCACUUUGCAAAAGAAAGCAUCCUGCAGCUCUGUUUAGGACGUGACACAAACAUAUUUAUGAUAUUUAUCGAAGGUGAAUGUAAGCUACUGAACUCUGAGCUUUUAAGUGAGAACUGUACUGAAGCAUUUUCAUGCUUUUUGCCAUUUUAAUCUCACUAUACUGUGCGUGACCUGACUCACUAAUCUGUGGAUUUAUUUGCACCUACUGUUAAUGUCAUUGAAAAGCUGUGACUUUAGGAACUCUCACCAUCCUGUCAAAACAGAAAUCACUUCAGAUACUCAAAUGUUUUGUACAGUGUUGAAAUGAAGAGAGACAUUUUUACAAGUAUUUUUGUUUCUUGUACAGAACCAUGAAUUCAAGCCACAUAUUAAUGGAUAAAAGUCUAUUGCUGCAUGACCUUGUCUAAAGUGCAAAAAUGACCCCCCCCCCCCCCCCAUCAUCUAUUUUCCAUAAUAUUUAUGGAAUUGUUUUUUUUUUGUAUUGGCUUUGAUAGUCACAUCAUCAUCAAUGUAUUUUUUUUAUUAUUUUAAUUGAAGAUACAUUUGCUUGUCGUUAAAACUUCAUUACUGUAAUUUUUAUUUGCGCUAAGAAUGUGCUCUUAACCUGCACCAAUAUGACAUCAUGUGAACUUGUAUAUUUUUGAUCAUUUUUUGUACUUAUUAGUUGGCACAGCCUUUAACAGUCUUGGUGGUAUUUUUAUUUUUUAUUUUUAUUUUAUUUUUGUGUCAGCAAUGUAAAACUCCUUCAUAUGCUGUUGUUGUGCGUCUGUGUCACUUCUUAAAUCUUGCAUUUCUGCUGCUUCUGUAUGUGUAGGUGUGUGUCUGCGUUGGACUGAUUGUGUGUGUGUGUGUGUGUGUGUGUGUGUGUGUGUGUGUGUGUGUGUGUGUGUGUGUGUGUGUGUGUGUGUGUGUGUGUGUGUGUGUGUGUGUGUGUGUGUGUGUGUGUGUGUGUGUGCGCGCGUGCGCGCGCGCUCGGUUCCAGGACUUUCUGUGUAGCUGAUGUUUUCCACUAAAGGGUUUGGGCAAUUUCCUGGACUGUCUCCUUGCUCUGAAUGACUCAGUGAUCAAAUAAACACGUUGUUUUGUUUUUU
Thalassophryne amazonica is the source of this 5707-nucleotide messenger RNA. Its product is annotated as membrane-associated guanylate kinase, WW and PDZ domain-containing protein 1-like. Bases 307 to 4161 code for a protein of 1284 amino acids. NCBI's taxonomy places the organism in Eukaryota, Metazoa, Chordata, Actinopteri, Batrachoidiformes, Batrachoididae. Gene Ontology annotation, biological process: signal transduction. The record is from RefSeq and is a predicted model, not a curated record. Gene Ontology annotation, molecular function: protein binding. Gene Ontology annotation, cellular component: cytoplasm. The transcript has 23 exons.